GAAAAACUAAAAUUUUCUUUGCGCCGCAAUUUCACUACGAGCUGAAAUAUUAAGAAGAAUAAUCCAAUAUCUUCCUAAUUUGUGGAAUAAUAUAUAAAUUGAAUUUCAAAAAUGCUUGCAAAAAACAUACCAAAUCUAUUUUUAAGAAGCGCAUAUUUCUGCAAAAAUUCAUCGAUCGUGAGGAAUUUUUCUGUAACAUCUGUAAAUGGCGAAUCUGUGAAAAUCCAGAGCACUGAUGAUUUCAAACAGAAAGUUAUCAACAGCAAAGUCCCCGUCGUCGUUGAUUUCUUUGCUACUUGGUGUAACCCUUGCAAGUUACUAACACCCCGCUUGGAAUCAGUUAUCUCUGAGAAUAAAGGAAAAGUUGUUUUGGCAAAAGUGGACAUAGAUGAACAAACAGACCUCGCUCUUGACUACGAUGUAAGCUCAGUGCCUGUACUACUUGCAGUCAAGAAUGGUAAAGUGCAACAACGCUUGGUGGGCCUACAGGACACUGACAAGUUACGCAAAUUUGUUGAGCAAGUGAUCACUCCAGAAACCGAAGUCAAGGAGGCCAAGGCUUAAAUUACCAACUAGUUCUGAAUUGUGAUAAAGUAUUGUUUGUUAAAAUUGUGUAGUUCUAAUAAAGUAUC
Molecule: messenger RNA, 632 nt
Organism: Hyposmocoma kahamanoa
Lineage: Eukaryota; Metazoa; Arthropoda; Insecta; Lepidoptera; Cosmopterigidae
Product: thioredoxin, mitochondrial
Exons: 2
Coding region: 112-564 (150 amino acids)
Cellular component (GO): cytoplasm
Molecular function (GO): oxidoreductase activity, acting on a sulfur group of donors, disulfide as acceptor; protein-disulfide reductase activity
Source: RefSeq, a predicted model, not a curated record